Molecule: messenger RNA, 615 nt
Organism: Tricharina praecox
Lineage: Eukaryota; Fungi; Ascomycota; Pezizomycetes; Pezizales; Pyronemataceae
Exons: 1
Coding region: 85-612 (175 amino acids)
Source: RefSeq, a predicted model, not a curated record
UACAUCCUCGAGGGAGCGGUCGAAGAGUGCUCUCAAGACGAGAUCGCAGCCGUGUUCGAUACCAACGUCUUCGGCCAGCUGAGGAUGCUGCGGGCGGUGUUGCCGUACAUGCGGAAGGCGAAGAGCGGGGUGGUCGCCAAUAUGGGCAGUAUCGCCGGCUGGGGAGGGACGGUGAAUGGGUCGCUGUACUGUGCAAGCAAGUGUGCCCUGCUCGCCAUCACGGAGGGAAUGAAAUCGGAAGUAGCGCACUUGGGCAUCGACGUAACGCUCAUCGAGCCCGGUUACUUCAGGACCAACUUCCUCAGCGGUGGACAUAAGGUUUCGCCGAAGAAGCACAUCGCGGACCUGGAUCUAGCGACGAAGCCGAUUAGGGAUGUGCUGGCGGGCUUGGAUCACAAGCAGCCCGGUGAUCCGAUCAAGGGCGCGAAGCUGAUCGUCGAAGCUUUGACGAAGAGUGGGAGGUGUGAGGGACGAAAGAUACUGCCGAGGCGCCUAUUGCUGGGCAGUGAUGCGAUUGCGUACACCAUGGGCAAGAUGGAGGCGUGGCAGCAGGAUAUUGAGGAGUGGAAGGAGCUGUCUCUCACCACCGACCACGAUGAUGUUGCGAAGUAGGAA